GGGCCUGACGGAGACCAUAAAUUGGGAGGUCCACGCUGGUGCAGCCUCAUUCAGGACUCAACAUGGAGCUCAGGGGACUUGGUGUGCUUCUGGGAAUUCUGCUUCUCAGCCGGAGUUCCUCCCAGCAGAUCUCCUCCAGAAGGGCGACGAAGAAAGACACGACGAAGGACGCUGCCAUCGUGGAGCUGCAGAAGCAGAUCAAGGACAUCGUGCAGGAGCUGAACCUUCUGAAGGAGCAGCAGGCCCUCCAAACAGUUUGCUUAAAAGGCACGAAGAUCCACAGGAAGUGCUACUUGGCCGACCCCGUGAAGAAGCGCUACCACACCGCCAGCGAUGACUGCAACGCCCUGGGCGGCGUCCUCGGCACGCCCACGUCCGCCGACGAGAACUCCCAGCUCGGGGAGUACCUCCGGCAGAGCGUGGGCCCGGACGAGCAGGUCUGGCUGGGCAUCAACGACAUGAUGACCGAGGGCGCCUGGGCGGACCAGACGGGCCUCACCAUCUCCUACACGAACUGGGACACGUCCAACUCCCGGUCCCGUCAGCCCAACGGGGGCAUGUCCGAGAACUGCGCCGUCCUGUCGGGGGCCUCCCAGGGGAGGUGGUUUGACGAGAACUGCCGCGAGGAGAGGCCUUCGGUCUGCCAGUUCAACAUCGUGUGACCACCGUCACAGAUCUGUCCUUCCAGCUGCUCUGUCCUCUCAAACCAGUGGUUCUGAAUGAGACGCCCCAUAGUUUAGACAAAAGCCAUGUGCUGGUGUGUCAUUUGCAGCAUUUUUAUGGUCGUCAUAAAAACCAGGUGGAAACAUACGAGGCCAGCUCAGUAUCAUAAUUCAGAAAUGCACAAAUCUAGAAAAACUGAAGGAACCUGGAGCUGUUUCACCCAUUUCUGUACACAAAAGUAAAAGUAUGAAUGUAAUGUUAAAGUUUAAGGUUAGCUGGUACUAACCAGAGACUUUCCAUUUGGUUGAAAGUGCUUUUUUUUU
Molecule: messenger RNA, 986 nt
Organism: Oryzias melastigma (Indian medaka)
Lineage: Eukaryota; Metazoa; Chordata; Actinopteri; Beloniformes; Adrianichthyidae
Product: tetranectin
Exons: 3
Coding region: 63-662 (199 amino acids)
Molecular function (GO): signaling receptor activity
Source: RefSeq, a predicted model, not a curated record